Lytechinus pictus (painted urchin) is the source of this 3662-nucleotide messenger RNA. RefSeq names its product dehydrogenase/reductase SDR family member 11-like. The record is from RefSeq and is a predicted model, not a curated record. Bases 1208 to 1963 code for a protein of 251 amino acids. NCBI's taxonomy places the organism in Eukaryota, Metazoa, Echinodermata, Echinoidea, Temnopleuroida, Toxopneustidae. The transcript is spliced from 8 exons.
AUUCAAAAUCAAGUUGUGUUUAGAUAGAAACGUGCUGCUCUGCUGUAUGAUGCCCAAAGAGAAACUGAAGAAACUGAAAAGCACCAACUAAGAGUAUGCUACAUUUGCUUGAAAUAUUUAGAAAAUUAUUUAGUUUGUAUCGUACACGUACAGUGAGAACUUAGCCAUGGAGGUGGGGUGGUCUGGUAACACUCAACACCCGCAGUGACAUGAUAACCCUCCACGACCAGGGCCUUGUUGGACAGUAUAGGCUUCCUCACCUGUGUGGUUCUGGUGGUAGGUGUGCAAGAUGUCCAGUAUAUCAGUUGAGAGAGGAUUCUAAAUGCUCUUUUUCAAUCCGUGAAUUCUCUACGCAAUCUCUGGACUCUGAACAUCGACAUACAUGCAGUAACCUGUGAAGUUUCCUACCAUUGAUAUUCACCCAGUGUACACAUUGCGGCUGACUGAUUUUGAAUAGAUCUGAUUCCGACACGGGAGUAGACCCAAUCAAUAUUUUAAAAAUCCAAUUAACAUCAACUACAACGAUACCUAGACCACUUAAGGCCGAAUAUUCCGGUCACUUUCCAAGAGAUUAUAUUGGCCCUAUAAUAGCGACCAAUCACUGUUUGACAUGGAUGAUUAAUGAAAAGAUAAUGACACGCAUAGAUCCUUCAAAAUAGAACGGCUUAUGAGCUAUAAAAAAAGGGGGUGGGGACUGGAGCAAUAUAUGGGGAAAUACCUAAAAGAAGAGGAUCGAGCUUCUCUAGCAUUAGAAGAAGGCAGUUCACGUUACAGAAGCGUAUGUGGAUAAUGGUUUCAUCCGAUUGAGACGUUCAAUUUGUGACGUCACAGUGGUGGGCAGGAUAAGCGAGAAAAGGAGGAAGAAAGGGGGUGGGUGAGCCAGAGAAAGUUAACAAAAGUUUGACAAAGCGUCGAGACUUCUAAAAGAGAAGGCCAGAUUCAUUUGUGCACAAUCAUAAUCCGCAUUGAAAUCAGAUCUAUUCAAAAUCAGUCAAUGGAAGUGUGUAUAGAAAUUUACGUUGGAACGUUCGCGACUGACUGCAUGUCCAGGCCAGAGACUGAAAACAGAAUCCUCGAUUUCAGGGCGUUUAUUAAUGAACAUGCUAUGCCACCUUAGAGGCUCUGUAAUUUAGAAUUAAACAACCUUUCCCAACUGAUAGAAUGGUAAUUCUUCGCACAUUAUAGUACAUCAGAACCAAACAGUACAAUGGAGAGAUGGGUUGGACGAGUUGCCUUGGUAACAGGAGCAUCUGUUGGUAUUGGAGCAGCAAUUACUAGAGCCCUUGUAAGACAUGGGAUGAUUGUUGUUGCCUGUGCUCGUGGAGUGGAAAAAAUACAGGCGAUAAAAUGUGAGCUGGAAGCUGAGUCUGCGCCUGGUAAAGUUCAUCCAAUCCAAUGUGAUCUUAGAAAGAAAGAUCAGAUAUCAGCCAUGUUUGAAGAGAUCAAGAAGGAGUUUAAAGUAGUUCAUGUCUGCAUCAAUAAUGCAGGCCUUACCUACGGUACGAAACUUGUGUCAGGGGAUCCAGAAGAGUGGCAAGAAGCCCUACAUGUAAAUGUCAUGGCUCUGUGUAUUUGCACUCAAAAUUCAAUCAAACUAAUGCUGGACAAUAAAGUAAAUGAUGGACAGAUCAUACAUCUAAAUAGUUUGUCAGGUCACAGGGUCUUAGGAGAUGGAUUUUACUGUGCAACCAAGUACAUGGUGACAGCUUUGACGGAAGGAUUGAGAACAGAACUGAGGGCAAUGAAAACCAAUAUCAGAGUUUCUAGUAUUUCACCAGGAGUUGUUAAGACUGAAUUUGCACCAAGGAGAUUACGAGAGGAUCCUGCAGAAUGUUUGAUAUAUCAGAAAAAGCUGCCCCUCGAAGCAGAAGAUGUUGCCAAUCAAGUCAUUCACAUUCUCCAGCAGCCUCCUCAUGUUCAGAUCCAUGAUAUAUUGCUCCGUCAUACCGAGCAGAAGACAUAGAAGAAUCUAAACCCACGACAUCCAGCAAGCAAGAUGUGAUUUGAGACCAGUAUUAAAAGGCUACAUCAAAUACUUAUGUUCUCUACGAAACAUUUUUUUCUUCAAAAUAACCCUUCAUUUCUUUGUUUUCAUCUCAUUCAAAAACGUCUGAAGUAAUGAUUACCAGUAUUGCAUGAACAUCGAGGGUGCCAAAUAAUUUCUACUGAAUACUACGAAGAUUUAAAGAUCAUGGAAUAUAUUUUGUUUCCGUAUGCAAACUAAUAAAUUUUGAGGGACCUAAAUUCCUGAGGUUUUAAACUAAAGUAGAAAUCAGUUUUUCAUUUUACCAAAACAAUACCUCAUCGCACACAAAAUGUAUUACAUUGUAUAUAUGGAUCUUUUUUGCCAUAAAUUCAAACUGAAUCAACUUAUUUCGACGCUCAUUUAUAUAUUAAUAAUUUUGAAUCGAUUAUUCUUCGAUAAACUUGCAAAUGUUAUACAUUAAAAACCAACAUAUAUCGUUCUUAAUAUAUAGAUAUAUAUAUUUAGAUUGGUGAUAAGAUAAUAGAGAUACUUUCAUUUACCAGAUAGAAGAAACUGCUGUUUUUCGGAAAACAUAGUCUAGAUCAACUAUUUCUUCCGGCAAUCUGUAAGUCCCCCUUUUCAAUUAUAUGUUUUAUUGACAGAUUGCUUUUUUCAAUGUUUGCGCCUUUAUAUAAGCUAUCUUAGACGGGAAUUUCUGGAAAAUUAUCAAAUUUUGUUCAUAGGUAAUUAUACCGCAGCUCAUCUGAAAACCAGAUUUGCCACUAAUUUACUUCAUGAUGUCCUCAAGGUCAGUUGAACAUGUUUUACCUUACAUACGAAUCUACGGUGAUCAUUCGUAAUAUACCUUACGCUUAUGACGUCAUAUAUUCUUACGGCGCCCUCGGAGGCUAGGCCUAUAACCAUGAUGAUAAUAAAACGCGUAAAUGGAGUUGGCAAAGAAUGCAAGGCAAUUAUCUUCAGCCUCUAAAAUGGCGGAGCGAUGAAGUCGAUGGAAAAGGCCUUGUACAAAUGUGCAAUAAUACAAACGUAGAGCACAAAGUAUCACUUAUUUUUCUUUUGUAUUAUUAUGGUGUUUAAGCUUGAAUUUACAUGUUUUUUUUCUUCAUAAUAAUUAUUGGAAUUGUGUUUUGAAGAAAAGAUAACUUAAUGAAAAGAAUGAGCAUUUGAUUCAUGUAGGGGUUGUGUUUUUGUUUCUUUUCUUAGCUGUGAAUUAAUAAAUCAGAAUUCGAAGAAGAGUUGAUAUUAACCUGAAUUAACGAAUGUGUCCGAUAAAGUUAGCAAAGCUGUUAAUGCAUUGAAACUGUCAACAAACUAAAUUUGCCUCAAUACAGACCUUCCAACCAUUCUGAAUUUUGAGGAAAGAAUUUGAAUAAAUUCCUCAUUAGAGUUCUUACUUUUCUUUUCUAUUUUCAUAUUUUUAUGCUACUUGCACUCCAGCUUUUAAGAAAUGUAUUUUUUUGGAGCAAAAUCAUCACUCAUUUUUAUCAGAUAGGUUGAUAGGUCUGCAUUAGGGACUAUUAAUUUUCAAUUAUCCAAUGUUCAAGGGUGAAGUUCUGCUAUAAAUUGUAGACCUAUAUUCAUUACAGUUUCAUUGAAAGUGAGCACUGUCACAACACGGCUGGUACCAAAGGCAAAGUUAUUUCUUGAAUAAGAUGAAUUUUUCGAUGUAACAACA